AGCACCAAGCUGCAGUACGGACUGUAACGUGUAUCACUGAACAAAAAUGAAAGCACUUAAACGAUUUAGUCAACUUGAGUUUCGUGUCCUUUUUUCAGCACCUACGCUUCCACCUCCAGCAUCUAGCUCCGCGUGCAAGCUUCAAUGCACGGUUGCCAUGGACCACCUCGAAGAGGGGGAAGUACCGAACCAUGCAGCAAGAGACUUCAGGGCAACGCCGAAAAGAAAACGAAGGAGACGGAAAGCUGAUGAUCAGAGUAUUUUUGCUGAAUGUGGAUUUCCCUGGUCAGAAAAGACAACAGUGGAUGAACUUGAAAAACACAUUUCCAACAGCAAGGUUUAUGAUAAAGAUGGCAUCAUCGCGCUGAACAAGCCAGCUGGCAUUCCAGUAACAGCCGGCAGUCAAGAUAAUCUUGUCAGUGUUGUAGAAAUCCUGCCUAAGCUGGUUGAGGCUAUCGGCAAACCAGCGGCAGAGAUUGCCAAAGCUGCAAAAAAGGAAUCUUCGGGACUGCUCCUACUUGGUGAGGAUAAGCAGACAGCCAAUGCUUUAAGUGAUGCAUUCCUGAUGGCUCGGCGUAGAAACCAACUCAUCAGGAAGUACUGGGCCUUAACUGUUGGGAUACCUUCACCCGUUCAAGGAACCAUUAACCUUCCAAUUGGUGCAGAGAAAAUUGGAGAUCAGACUUUGAUGGUUCCCAAAAGGGACGCUUCAAAGGGUAGCUUUGAACGUAAGGAGGUGUUUCCCUGCAGGACGGAGUACCGGGUAUUGUCAGCCAAUCACGACUUGAAUUGCUGUCUUCUGGAACUCCAGCCUCUGAAAUUGCAGAACCAGCAGUUUCAGGUGCACCUGAGCAACAAGCUUUGCAGUAUCCUAGGUGACCGACUCUACUCCAAUCAGAUCCGAGACAUCCUCGGGGUACCAGUGUUGGUGGAUCCCCACCGUGCAGCCAUAGGGACGCAGAAUAUACCUGAGGGUGUCCAGAAAGUCCUGGGCUUGAGGGCACAGCACAUGUCACGGUUACCAUUGUUCCUUCACUGGUACCAAGUCACCCUGCCCAAAUGGCGCCAGAAGAGGGAUGUCAGCAUCCAGGCAACACCCCCUGGGUAUUUUAUGGAAGCUGUGAAAAGACUGGGGCUAUCAGCCGGGGCGUGCGGGACAUUGUGAGGAACGGCAGCGCGUGGAAAUGACUGAAAUCUGUGUCGUAAUGCAACUAUGAGAUCUCUCUCUCUCUCUUCAAAAUGACCAGUGCGCCUCAUCAUGGACAGGGAGCUGGCUAUCAAUGUGAGACACUCAUUCAGUGAGAGCACUUUAACAUCUGUAUUGGUCGUACAGAUGCAAUCAAAAUUUGAAACCUACUGUUUCUAGUCAAUCAUUGGAAAUUCUACAGGCACCAACGGCAUAUGCCCAAUACUUUUACCUAAGAAUACAUUAGUGUUGUGAAUAUCCUGUUGACAGAGGCAUUGGAUUUAAACUUUAUAACCAUGUACUCCAUUAACAUCAGCAAUGGUAUGGCUCCUUCAAGGGGGGGUGUUGAACACAAAUAUCUCUGUGGUCUUUUCCCAACUCGCAUCGCAGCGAGAUGAAUAUUCUUAGAUGUAGAGUGUAUAGCUGGAAAGGAAUAAAAUGUGUACCCUCGGUGGUUUUCCGAAAUCAGAUCUUGGUUCACGAGAGUGACGCAAGGAGAUAUGAUUUAUCUGAGUGUAGUUGGGCUAUAAAGCUUGUCAAUUACUGGUUAUCCUGACAUCUGAUACAUAUUCGGGCCCACAUACGCCAACUGGCAUUGAAUAGUCGUAAUUAUUUUGAAGUAAAUUACCAGGAAGAUUGCAAAAAGGGCUAGAUUCAUACCGAGAGUGCCAUUUUGUACUGAUCAGAUUUCUUGAGACUUAGUAAAUUCCUUGAACUUAG
Acanthaster planci (crown-of-thorns starfish) is the source of this 1906-nucleotide messenger RNA. RefSeq names its product RNA pseudouridine synthase D3 (gene rpusd3). Gene Ontology annotation, molecular function: RNA binding; pseudouridine synthase activity. NCBI's taxonomy places the organism in Eukaryota, Metazoa, Echinodermata, Asteroidea, Valvatida, Acanthasteridae. Gene Ontology annotation, biological process: pseudouridine synthesis. The record is from RefSeq and is a predicted model, not a curated record.